Messenger RNA from Telopea speciosissima, 861 nucleotides. RefSeq names its product 50S ribosomal protein L10, chloroplastic. Bases 1 to 690 code for a protein of 229 amino acids. Gene Ontology annotation, cellular component: large ribosomal subunit. The transcript has a single exon. NCBI's taxonomy places the organism in Eukaryota, Viridiplantae, Streptophyta, Magnoliopsida, Proteales, Proteaceae. The record is from RefSeq and is a predicted model, not a curated record. Gene Ontology annotation, molecular function: structural constituent of ribosome. Gene Ontology annotation, biological process: translation.
AUGGAAGCCUCUCUGUGCACUUACACCUCCACAAAACCCCAUUGCUCCCAAACCCUAAACCUUAACGGCUUUUUCACUAAAUCGCUCUUCAAACCGAAAACCUCUUUGCGGAUCACCCACAAAACCACUCGAAUCCCAUCUAUUUACUGCGCUAUCAGCCGAACCAAGAAAGAAGAAACAGUGGAAACCGUCAAGAAGGAGUUGGAGAACUGCUACCUCCUUGCUGGAAUCAGCUACAAAGGCCUCACGGUGCAGCAAUUUCAAGACCUCAGGAAAUCUUUACCGGAAUCCGUGAAGCUCGUCGUUGCUAAGAAUACACUUGUGGGUAAGGCCAUCGAAGGGACUCCAUGGGAAGCUCUCAAACCUUGCAUGAAAGGCAUGAAUGCUUGGCUAUUUGUUCAUACUGAAGAGAUCCCUGGAGCUCUCAAGCCGUACAGAGAUUUCCAGAAAGAGAAGAAGUUGGAUGCUAAUGACUUCACUGGGGCGGUGUUUGAGGGAAAGUUCUAUGGGGCAUCCGAUUUCAAAGCCCUAGAAACAAUGCCGACGAGAGCAGAAAUUUACGCGAAGUUGCUGGGAUCACUUCAGAGCCCGGCGUCAGCGUUGGUUGGUACGCUUCAAGCGCCGGCGAGGGAUUUGGUCAUGGUCUUGAAGGCGUAUGUUCAGAAGUUGGAAGAAGGCGGUGGGCAAUAAAAAUUAUGCCAUUGGCGGAGCAGUAAGUUCUUCUUUACGGCCAAAGCCCCUUCUUUUCAAAUUGCCUGUAGUUCAUUUGCUGGUAAAUUAUGUAUGGAUCAAAUUGCAGAUUUUUGUAUCAUUAAGCUUAUCAUCUUCUUACAAUGAUUCUUCCUAGUAGUUGUUUCAUGU